Molecule: messenger RNA, 5347 nt
Organism: Pristis pectinata (smalltooth sawfish)
Lineage: Eukaryota; Metazoa; Chordata; Chondrichthyes; Rhinopristiformes; Pristidae
Gene: rnf128b
Product: E3 ubiquitin-protein ligase RNF128
Exons: 7
Coding region: 294-1532 (412 amino acids)
Source: RefSeq, a predicted model, not a curated record
AGAGAGAGAGAGAGGAAAGCUCUGGUUGGAAAGGAUAAGGUGCAAUUGCUCUUUUAAUUGGUGGAGAGGGCGGUGAUUUUCGCUUUGUAGGCGUUGACCGGGCGGAGGAGAGGGAGAUCUUACCUGGGCAGGUUGGAGCAUCUGAGCAAGGCUCCCCUAAGUCGAUCCCUACUGCAGUGGAGGUGGAGGUGGUGGUGGUGGGGGGAGGAGAAGCAAGAAGGGAGGGAGUUGGGUUCAGGUUUCAGAGUUGGAAGCGAAACCUCCCGGUCCUCGCUUCGAAAGCUCCGGGAGAGAUGCGGAGCGUUUGGUGGGGUUUCACUCGCCUCUGUCCCCCUCGGAGGGCCACCCUGAUGGCCGCCCAGUUGUUGUGGCUACACAGCUCGCUCGCCAGUUCCUUCUGGACCGCCUACAUCAACAUCAGCUUCACCGAACCUGGCAGCAACCAGACCCUGCGGGAGAAGACCGAGAGCGGCGUCUACGGUCAGGACUCGCCGCUGGAGAGCGUCCACGGGCUGGUGGGGAUAGCGGAGACGGGCCGGAGCUACGGCUGCGACCCGGGCAUCCCCUACUUCAGACCCGACCUCCAGCAACCGUGGGUGGCUUUGAUCGAGAGGGGGAAUGGCUGCACUUUCUCCGAGAAAAUCCUCAACGCUGCCGAGCAGGGGGCGAGCGCCGCCGUGAUCUUCAACUACCCAACUCCGGCCAACGAAGUGGUUCAGAUGUCCCAUCCCGGGACUGGCAAAACGGUCGCUGUAAUGAUCGGCAACAUCAAAGGCCGUGAGAUCUUGGAGAUGGUGAGGAGAAAGAUUUCGGUUUACAUGGUGAUUGAAGUUGGGAAGCAACAUGGCCCAUGGAUGAGCCAGUACUCAAUCUUCUUCGUCUCCAUUUCCUUUUUCGUCGUCACCGCUGCUACGGUGGGCUAUUUCAUCUUCUACACUGCGAGGAGGUUGCAGAUCGCAAGGGCUCAGUUAAGGAAACAGAAUCAACUGAAAACUGAGGCCAAGAAGGCCAUUAACCAGCUGGACCUACGCACCUUAAAGCAAGGCGACCCGGAGACUGGCCCAGAUGCUGACACCUGUGCUGUGUGCAUCGAAGCUUACAAGCCCAAUGAUGUUGUUCGCAUCUUGACUUGCAACCACUUAUUCCACAAAAAUUGUAUUGAUCCUUGGCUUUUGGAGCACAGAACCUGUCCCAUGUGUAAAUGUGACAUCCUGAAGGCUCUUGGGAUCGAGGUUGAUGUGGAAAAAACUGAUGCAACCCCAGAACUGGAACAAGUAUCCAGCAAUCCCCAAAGAACUGGGCAGGAUAGAAACACUGAAGUUCCUGAGCGUGCCAUCUAUACCCUACCUUCAGGUUAUGGGGUUGAGCAUGGUCAGGAUGAAUCUCCAGUGACUGAGGAUAAUCACCAUUUCAACGAAGAACAGCGUCUCUUCAAUACUGAUGCACGGGGGAAUGCUCUGUCUGUGUACGUUCUGCCACAAGACAACCCAGCCUAUGAAGAGAUUGAUCUGCGUGAUGAAGUAAAGUCAUGAAUCAUCCCAAAGUAGUAAAGCACUAAAGAUAACAAAGCCACCAACUGAUAUGGAGGGAGCCCUCCCUCAAGUGAACAUUUUGUUCAAAGUCUUGGGACUGGUUCACAAUCUACUUUUUGCUGCAUUUUGUAUGCCAAUGUUUUAAAAUAAAAGUCAUUUUAGAUAGCCUAAAUAUAAUGGACAACUUGUGAUUAGUACUGGUGUUGAAUUCUCAGGAUUUCAUGCAAUCAGUCUGUUUAAUUUACCUGUGGUCCAGUGACCCCAGGAGUAUAGUGAGAGGCAGAGAUUAUUGAACAUUAUUCUUAACCCUUGGAUGGCACAAGUUUAGAGGUCGAUGAAACCUCGGGUUUCCAAACAUGAAUGGGCUGCUGUAUUUUCCCCAUGGUAGCUGAUAUCUAUAUUGGGAUCUAUAUAGUUAUGGGCCUUUAAACCAUGCCUCAAUUCUGCUGAUGCUGCACUAAAUUGCACUACACUUUUGAAGAAAAUGUAAGAAAGGUUAAUUGUCCAUCCUAUUAAUACAAUGUUAACGCAAACAAAAUGUGCUGUCUGUUGGUGGUAUUGCUGCUGGAUAAUUGGAUCCCUGAUAUGGAAUAGACCUUUCAUUUGUCAUUCAUAUCAUUAUAGUGGUGUUGUAGGUACACUUGCUCCAAAAUAACAGAUAAUUUUUAAUUUGUUUUUUAAUUUCUGAAAGAAAAUGAAAUGAUCAGUCAUAAAGAACAUAGAGCAGUACAGGCCCUUCAGCGCACAAUGUUAUGCUGAUCUAUAUGAACACCUCCUCCAUGAUCAAUCUAACCCUUUCAUCUUGCACAGCCCACAUCCCUCCAUUUUUCUUACUUCUGUGUGCCUAUUUAAGAGCCUUUUAAAGGUCCCUAUUGUAUCAGCAAGUUGUUCGUCCCAUUCUGGGCUCCUGAAACAAACUGAACCGGCUGCCCUAAGCAACAAGGCUCCAGCAGCAGUAGCCGUCAAUCAAACUUUGUGGUUGAAGAGCAUUUUUAAUGACCCUUUGCAGAACUGGCAUUCUUUAUGCAAAUUUCUGAUUUUGUUUCCAAAAGCAAACUUAAAUCCUCAAUAAAGUUAAUCUAUUUUGGAGAUAAAACAUGUUUGUGGAUAUAUUAUUUGAAGAAUUUUAGCAAUUAUUUGCUAUUACCAAUAAGUAAAAGGGAAACAAACAUUUGGGAGAGGAAGAGUUCACAAGUUUAGAGACAUGCAUCAGAUGUUGAACUGAAAAUCUUGCAGUUAAGUAUAUUUUUCCAUCAGUUUCCAAAACAUUUUUGAGGAUGCUUCAAGUUUUGAAUACUAAUUCUUGUUAAAUCAUUUUUUUCUGCUGCUGGUCGCAGGCUGCACCUUCAGGGGAAGUGACGGGAAGUUAUGAUCUAUUUUAAUUUUUAAUCAACUUCUGCAACUGCAUAACAUAGCUUGCUCUCAGAGUACUUCCACACAAUUGAAUGCUAACUAGUAUUUGGGUGGUGAGCAAUUUGUGCAGCACACCCUCAUCAAACAAUGGCAAGUGAUGUUUAUAUUCAAUGUAUGUGCUGUGGUAUUGCACAUAGUUCAUUGGUUCAUUUGGUUAAUUGUCCAUCCUGUUAAUACAAUAAUAUGGUAUGCUGUAGCUUUCUCAACCUAAUGGGGUUGCAACUGUCCUUCCAGCUACUGUGAAUCACCCUCCAGUGCUCCUUUGACGUAGAAGCUUAGAAAACAUAACAAAGCCCGGUCCUUACAACUUACUAUCACACUUACAAAAAUAAAAAUAGUUCCUGCUCUGUAUUACUUUGGUAGACUGAGAAUUUGCUAGAUUAUCAUUUCCUUAGGAAGUACCACAACAUCUUGUACUUGGUUUUAUGACACAUCUCAGAGAUAUUGGAAAGUUAUCACUGUCAAUGUAAUAUCCACCAUUAUUUUAUUGUAAUAGGAAUGCUAAAACUACUUUACGUUCCUGACAUAAAAUAAUUACGCCUCCAGAUAUGUGUACUCUGCAUGGAAAUCCUAUUUACUGAUAAAAAGAAAGUUUUCUGUUGCUUUAAAUUUAAUCUUUUUAGCGCAGUGCAACAACAACUUUUCCAAGCACCAGUUUCUUAGGAAACACAUUAGGUUUUAACAGAAACAGCUUACACCAUCAUAGCAUUUUAGUGAGCAGAAAUUAACCCUCUCAAAGAAUGUUUCUGAUCUAUUUCAUUAAUAAUUUAGGUGAAUGGAAAAGAUGCUUGGCCAUUAUUUCAAAGAACAGCAGGCCAGGUCUCCACAUUGACCAGGCUAAUAGUUACCCCUCAAUCAACUUGACUAAAACAGAUUAUCUCCUCAUGAUCAUCUUGAUGCUUGUGGGAAAUUGCCAUGUACAUAUUGUCUAUUGUUUUAUUAACAAAAGUGACUAAAAAGUACUUUGCUGGCUGUAAAGUUAUUGGAUGUCUUGAUAAGGCAGCUCAAUGAUGCGGCUAUUGGAAGUACUGCCUCAGGUGACCUGGGUUUAAACCUGACUGCGUGGAGUUUGCACAUUCUCCCUAUGACCGUGUGGGUUUCCCCCGAACCCUCCAAUUUCCUUCCACUGUCAUGCAGGUUGUUGGGGUUGACUGGCCACUGUAAAUUGCCCCCGGUGUGUAGAUGAAGGGUAGAAUCUGGUGGGAGUUGAUGGGAAUGUGGGGAGAAUAACUUAAAGGGAAAAUUAGUGGGGAAUGAGAUUGCGCUGUGAGGCAGCAGAAACUUGAUGGGUUAAAAUAGCCGUCUCUGUGUCAAAAGGAAAUAUCGUACAAGGACUUGAAUUUACAUAGCGCCCUGUUUUAAUCUUGGCAAUAUCAGAAACAGAUUUUGGCUCUGGCAUUUUGAUCAUUUUGCUUUGUGCUCACCAGCUGACACUGAAAACGAUCUGAUGCAUUGCAAGCUUCACAGCUAUCCCACAAAAUGGAGAUUUACCCAGUGUUUAAACAGCAGUAAUGCUUCUUUACUCUUUCUUCAUACUUACAAUUGUGCAGCUGCAAGUUUACAAAAACUCUCAAGAGACUGACAAAUUCUGGAUUUGCUGUUUAAAUGUUAUCCUGGCGCAAUUGGCAAUCAAAUUAAAAGCAACUACAUUAACACCAGUGGUGUAGCAGUGCCAGUGCAAGUAGGAAAUAGCAUAAGUACACGUGAUGGACAAACUCUGUGAAUGUCCCAGGAAACAUGUGGCAGGAAAGAAUUCAAGUAGGCAUGUUGGCCAUUACUUUUUAUUCCCCUUAUUCACCUGGUUGCUGUAACUGGAGCUGCAAUAUUCUCUGACAGAAUCCUGCCCUUCUAAAAGAAAAUAUCCACCUCCAACCAUCCAUCAGGCACCAAAACUACCGUUUGUCAUUGAAAAUAAAAUUGGGUGAGAUGCAAAACUUAUUUCACCUAAUCCAGUGUAAUUUCCAAUGAGCAGGAGGGAAUAAAAUCUUCCCAUCCCCCACCACCCCAAAAGAACCAUCCAUUUCUUGCAGCUUAUCUCCUAAUAAAAUGUUAGAAGAUUUAAAGGCCUUAAUUACAUACUUAAAAAAUAAAAUCACACUUUAGAGCAAUAUGCAAUAUUCUUCAUAUUAAUCUCAUGCACUUUAUGUCGUGAACUUGAAUGAUUCUUUUCUUACCUUGCCUCCUUGGGUGACCUGGAUUGAGAAUGUUUUACCUGAAAACCUGUGAACCCAACUUCUCAAAGAACUUUAUGUUUUUUAAGGCAUUUAAAAAAUUAAGGAAGAAAUGAGCAUUUGUACUAGAACUUUCUGCUUGAGAAUUUAUUGUACAUGAUUUAAAAUAAAAAAUUGUAAGAACUGCUUUAUCAAACUGUAAAUUUUGAUCUAAUAAACUGUAUUGUUUCU